Molecule: messenger RNA, 6166 nt
Organism: Equus caballus (horse)
Lineage: Eukaryota; Metazoa; Chordata; Mammalia; Perissodactyla; Equidae
Gene: OSTN
Product: osteocrin
Biological process (GO): hormone-mediated signaling pathway
Molecular function (GO): signaling receptor binding
Source: RefSeq, a predicted model, not a curated record
CAGGGCUGAGUUUAAGAGAAACUGCACAGACAGGACUCGAAAGUCAGAAUCUCCUGAUUUUCACAAGAUGCUGGACUGGAGAUUGGCAAGUGCACAUUUGAUCCUGGCUGUGAUGUUGAUGCUGUGGAGCUCAGGAAAAGUGCUCUCAGUGGAUGUCACAACAGAGGCCUUUGAUUCUGGAGUCAUACAUGUGCAGUCACCACCCACAGUCAGGGAAGAGAAAUCAGCCACUGAUCUGGCAGCAAAACUCUUGCUUCUUGAUGAACUUGUGUCUCUGGAGAAUGACGUGAUUGAAACAAAGAAGAAAAGAAGCUUCUCUGGGUUUGGCUCCCCCCUGGACCGACUCUCAGCUGGCUCUCUAGAGCAUAAAGGUAAACAGAGGAAAGUAGUAAAUCAUCCAAAAAGACGAUUUGGUGUCCCCAUGGAUCGGAUUGGUAGAAACCGGCUUUCAAAUUCAAGAGGCUAAUGGAUUCCAAUCGUGACUACAACUUGAAUAAGUAACAAUACAUGCAGGCUUUUGAUUCAUAUUUCACAAUGGGCUAAUUGGCCCAUCUUGGUUUAUAAACCCCCUUUUUGAUUUCCUAGGUUAUAAAUUCACUUUUUCAAACAUUUCUGUGCUCAAUUAGUAUAUUGAUGCUAAAUAACUUAAAUGACGUUAAAGAAGGAAAGGAAUGCACUAGAUCUACUUUACCCUAAAGAAAUGAUCUAGUUAUUCUCACAAACUCCUAUAUAAUUAUCGACUGUUAAUAUUCAAACAAGAGUUAAAAUCCUGAUACCAAAAUAAAUCACCUUCAUAAAUAUACACAAAUGGGUAGCAAUCCCUCCAUUAUGAAGAAAACAUAUUCCAGCGACACACACCUUUUUGUUGCCCAUAACUACAUUGCCAGAAUUAUGAUAACGUGGAACACAAGAGAGAGAAUGGUGUAGCAGACAGAAUAUUAGCCAUGGAAUCAGGACACCUAAUCCAAAUCCUGGUUCUAUCAUUCAUUAUCUUGUUCCCAUCAAGAUACUUUCUUUACAGUUUGUACAUUUAGAUAAUAAUGUAGUGGUAUUAUGAAGAUUAAAUUAGAUGCUUGUACUAGUCCCAGAAUGCACUGGACAAACCAUACAUGCAAGUGAUAACAGCUUAUAUUACAGUUCUAAAAAUUUACUCUGUACUGGGUCCUCUUCUUAGUAUUAUACAUGCAUUGCUUCAUUUCAUCAUUGUGUUCCAUAAAGUAGGUACUAUUUUUAUCUCCAGUAUCUUGAGAAGUAGUACAGUAUAAGGGGUAAAAUCGUCAGCUAGGGAAGUCAGGCUUUGUGGGUCAAAUCCUGAGGACUAUAUGAAUUUAUACACAUUAAGCACUUUGAAUAGUGCCUGAUGUGUUAAGUACCCAGUAAUCACUAGUUAAUAUUAUUAUAAUACAAAAAAAUGGAAAGCUUAGAUAUAUUAACUCACAAUACCACAUAGCUAGUAAGUGAUACAAGUAGAAUUCAAAUCCAGAAAGCUUAAAUCCUGAGCUUAUAUUUUAAACAGUGUAUUUAAUCAUACAUAUGAUAUGUUUUAAACACUAAAUGUUUGUUAAAUAUAAAGUCUAGGCAAUAUAUUUUCUCCCAGUAGGGCUUACAAAGGGUGCAUUCUCCCUCCCAACAGAUAAGAACCUGGAACUGCUUUGACAAUUUCAGGCUACAGAAGAGAGAACUCUUCUUUCUGCUUCUCUCAAGAUGGUCCUCAGACCAAUGACGUCAGGGCCCCAGAACAUCUCUUAAUUUAAAUCACACCAUUUUUUUCUCUUCAUCAAAUGUUCUAAACCACAACGAGAAGUCAAUAUUUUACCUCAACUUUCUCAUUCUCAGAAUGACUUAGUUAAAAGAAAUUUUUUUCCCCAUGGAGUCCUUAAUCACUGAAGUUAUGAAGUACUGAAUGUUCGCAAAUAGAAAAGGACUUGCUGAAUACGCCCAAGAACACUGCCUUUUGAGCAGCACCAUCUUCAAAACUCAGAUUGGCCUUUCAUUCUUUGUAUCUAGAGAUAUUUCUUUCUUUAUAUCUAGAGAUUCAGUCACUCUUCAUGGAUGUUAAAAAUCACCACAUUAUACUUGAGUGGGAACUAACUAAUUGCUGUUAAAAACCAAGUAACCUUGAAAUCAGGGUCACAAUCAUCCAGUUUCUUAAUGUAUUGAAAACAUGAUGACACUGAACUCAAUAAAUAACUUCAAUUGGUUUCCACAUGUACCCUAUCACCUGUGCCACCCUUGAUUAUCACCCACUUUAGUAUUUCUGAAUUCAGCCAAAACAGGUUAUGAUGAAAAAAUCAUACAGGAAAGUCAUUUUUCAAGUAAAUUUUCAUAUAAAGUUUUAGACCAUAAAAACUACAGGUAGCUACUAAACUAUGAAAAGGGAGUUGAAUUAAAAUAAUGUUUCCUGAAUCACUAUUGGGUGAAAUCUAAAUUAGUGUAUUAUGUCCUUCACUUAAUAGACUUUGUUGAGUAUCAUGACAAUCACUGUCCUUAUUGCUAAAAUCUCAAGAUAGUAAUAUCACAAAAGAAUAGUUUUAGAAAAGAACUUAACAUCAUAUAUUUUCUGUUUGCCUUUUGGCAAUCAUUGUGGGUUCACCUGCUCAACCAUUAGUUCUAUUCAUUGCUUCCUGCCACUGUCACCAAGAUAUCUCAGAUAUUUUUUGACUUCCUCAUGUGAAGUUUCGUGUUUUAUAGUUUAUGAAAAAUAAAAACCAUAAAAAAUAUAUUUCUCAUUUCCAUUCAACUUUUCAAAAUUAGUUUUUGGUAUAUUAUUUCUUAUUAUCAUACUAUUCCUGUGAAUUAAACAGGAGAUGUCAUAUUGCAUCAUUUAAUAGAUAACUUAAGGGUCAUUAAAUAAUGUUCAUACAGUCAUGCAGCUAAGUGUUCAGAGAUUCAAGAACAUAAAGUCUCAUUUAAUCUAAUCCUUUUUUUUUUCUUUUUAACAAAUGAGGACACUGGAGCAGUGAGAGGAAGUUGAUUUGCACAGAAUUUUACAGAUUCUCAGAGAAAGAUCCAGGAUCCAGGUCUCUGGACUUCUAGGCCAAUAUUUUCUUCAUGACCCAUAAGGUCUUCUGGGUGUUAAUUUGUCAUUGCCGGAUGCUAACUUCACUGGUCAUACAUUUCUAAAACAAACAAUAUCUCAGAAUUUAUGAAAAUCUUUCUUUCACUUCUGUGGGAGUUGAUGUAUACUCUUUUGGAGGAGGUUUAUUUGUGGGUUUUCACCUUCUGGGUUUCACUAUGUGUCUUCACACUAAAAGUGAAACUGGUACUAAUCGUGGAAAUUUUGCUUGGUUUGAGGUCAAGUCUAGAUAUAGCUGCUGUGUGUUACCUAGUUUCCAGAACAAAUGCUAACCUCUUCCCUGAUAUGUGUUUUGGAAAAGAGGAUAAUCUGAUACUUAUACAAUGUCCUCCUCAAAUCAUUAAUAUUGGACCAAAGUUUUGAGUUUUUAAUAGGCCUCAGCUGUGAGCAACUCAGAUUCAGACAGGUAUUUUAUCUAAGGUUUCAAGCUUCUCUCAAUGCAAUUAGCAAGUUCUAGGUCCCUGACAUUCAAAUAAGGAUACAUGAUUCUUGAUGAAAUGUAGUAGAAAUAAGACUGUUAAUUGUGCCACCUCUUGCUGCCACAUACAUUAAGACUUUUAAUAACGUGAAGCACACAUUGCUGUAUUAUACUGACAAUUUUAGAACAAUUUUGACACACCAUUAUGCAAAUAAAUUAACAUGACUCUCAAAUAGCAGAAAUACCAUGUCUAAAUGCCAGUAUAUGGUUGGACCCUUGAAAAAGAGUAACGUAUACACAGUUAUCAACAUGUUAUCAUAACAAUAAACAGAAAGUAGUAGUCAGAUUUUCUUUAUGUUUCUUUUUGUCAUAGCAAUGUCCUUUGAAUGAAGAUUGAAAACUCAAAAGAAAUAGAAUAUAGCAGGUACCCAAAGAAAGGAAGUGUGGCUUGAGCACAAGCACUUAGCUUACAGGUUGAAAAUGUUCUUUUUAAUGCAUUUUGAUCUGAAAUUACCAUUUCACAUUGUCUUUACAAUAAAAAUAUGGAACAUAAAUAAAAGCUAUAAUGAAACAUCACGUAAUUAGUGUUUUCACUCUUCUCAACUGAAGUUAAUGGAUUUCCCCUUAUCUGCAGAGUUCUCAUUAGCUCUAACGAUUUCAACUUUCAUUUUUGCAGACGCGACUUCCUUGGGUAAAAUGUCACAGAAACAUGGAAGAUGCUUCAGUGAAGUUCUUCACACUCUGUAAUAAUUAAACUUUUAAGGAACUGACCUUCUGCAAAUCCUUUUCAAAGCUUGAACUUCAGUCCAUCACAUCACAGUAUUGUUACAGCUUCAAUUAAAUUACACAGGUCAUUUCAAUGCAUGGAUGUUUUUAAAAUACAUAUUGUAGUUAUUCAGGGAUGGUUACUUGGCCCCAAAUCUUACUUUUCUAAGAAACAAUUAAAAAACACAAUACAGUGAAAUGCUGUCUAUAUGCAUUUACCAAGUACAUUUAUACAGUUGGAGAAUGAUAACUGAAGGCUGAUUUAAAAUUUAGGUAAAUUUAGGUAGAAUCUGUUUGUUCGUUAUUGGGAAACAAAGAAAGACAAUGCUAUGUAUUUUCUCUUGAAUACUUUUACUACUCUCUUGUCCUUUGUCUGUGAGCCUCUUGGGUAAUGGUUAUGAAAUUAGGCAUCUCUUAUGAUAUCCAAAUUUCAAUCAGGCUCAACCAAAUAAAACACAGCCCCAGUUCCAGAAACAAGAGAAAAAAGAUCUCUGAGCAAGGAGAAAAAGCAGUAAUUAAGCCAAAAAACUUUAUCUUCCCAAAGAACUGAAAAAAUACCUGCAUGUCAGAGAAUAUUGAUUUAGAACUAAGAAGUUAAGGAUAUUACUCAUUUGUCGAGCCUGGAUAUCUCAUGUUCCCUAAUAACUCUCCGUUUCUCUAAUUACAACUGGUAAUUAAUUAAGAGCAGCAGUGUGUGAUUAUGAAGAGAACAACUACACACGGAAAGUAUGGGGGAAGUCAAAGAAUCAUGCAGUAGGAAGCCACCAGAGCAGUCUGGGGUGGGUGCAUAAUUUUAGCCUAGCACAAUAAGCAAUCUCUUGAUGUUACUGAAUCACCUAAGAAACCAUUUAAUCUGUUUCAUAGACUGUGUUUAAUAAGGCAUUGAAGAGUAUAAUGUGUUUGAGAAUGAUUGCUUUAAAAUGAUUCAAAUUCUUUUUAAUUUACCUAUCAAAGUAUGAGAUUUGAUAUUCUGGAAGGCCCAGUUCUCAGCAAUAACUAUGACGUUACUGUAAUUUAGGCACAUACGCCCAUUGUGCAUUGGAUAUGCUUUCAAAACACAAAGAUAACUUAUUCCUUGGACCAGAGAUUUAGCAGAAGUUUAUUAAACCUCUGGAAGGCACUGCUUUAAACCCUAAUAAUCACUAUCAAACAGACCUGAUAUGUGGGAGGAAGGAAGUUUGGCCAGUAGAGCAGAGGUUCAUUUUAGCAUAGAAAGGAAGAGUGUUAUGAGAAGGUAUAUUUGUAUUAGAAGAGAGAAAUAGGUAGUUAUUAAUCUUAACUAAAAAUGAAUUAAACUACAAUCCAAAGAAUAAAAUAAAUGCAAAGAAAUAUGAAAAUGAACACAUGUACUUAAAACACAGAGUGGUUUUGUUUACACCUUUUUAGUUUUGGGGAAAACUUUCCAACUGCUGAACAUCUUUAAACUUAAGUUGAGGAAAAAACAGUAAAUGAAUGAUUCUUUUCAUUGCAAUAGAGGGGCUGUAGCAAAGAGAAAUGAAUUUUGAGAAAGCUAACCAAUUCCACUUUUCAUAAACUUUCAUUGGAAAGUUAGCAGUGGAACAUGAGUUAAUACCCUGCAGGACUUGCUGUUUGAAAGAAUUAUUUAAGAAGUUACGGUCUCUAUUGCUCACCUUUCCCCAACCUUCUGAUGAAUUAUAAAAAUGUGUCCUAUUCCUUGGAAGCUCUUUCUUUCCUUUUGCUCCCAUUUUGAUAUUCGUAAGCUUCUAAUCCAACCGGGUGUUGCUGCUUCGUGCUUUGACCAAAGGUAUUACAACCUUCUUUAGCCUAAAAAUUUCUCAUAGUGAAGAUUUAAAGUGAGAUUAAACAAAUUGAUUUCCUGUCUUAUUUUUUUAAUUCAAAAUUAUGCUUAUGGAAUUCAAUUUAAUUAAAAUAAGAAUCACAGUAUA